AUGGCAGACAACGCCCCUCCCUCCGCUGAGAAGCUCAGCGGCGCUCAGCCGACCGAUAUCACCCCCGAGUAUGACCUGCUCCCCCGCCUGAUCCCAUACCUCGACCGCCACCUGGUUUUCCCUCUGCUUGAAUUCAGCGCCGGCGAGGACGACAAAGAAAUCACUCGCGCCAAGUAUGAGUUGCUCAAGCACACAAACAUGACCGACUACGUCGCCAAUCUGUGGAAGGAGAUCAACAACACCGACAGUAUUCCCGAUGAGUUCGUGAAGAAGCGCGAGGAGGUUCUGGCCAAGCUGGAGCACUACCAGGUCCAGAGCGAGAAGAUUACCGAGUUGUUGCAGGACGAGGAGGUUGUCGGCAACCUGCGAAGCGACAAGGCCGCCAACUUGCGGUUCCUCGAGGAGCAGCACGGUGUCACCAAUGAUAUGGUUAACAGCCUGUACGACUACGGCCGGUUCCAGUACAGCUGCGGCAGUUACGGUAAUGCCGCUGAGCUGCUCUACCAGUUCCGUGUCCUGUCUACCGACAACGACAAGGUCGCCUCCGCUACCUGGGGUAAGUUGGCGUCCGAGAUUCUCACCACAAACUGGGAGGGCGCGAUGGAGGAGGUGCAGAAGGCCAAGGACUCGAUCGAAACCCGCCUGUUCAAUAACCCGCUGGCUCAGCUCACCAACCGCUCCUGGCUGAUCCACUGGUCCCUGUUCCCCUUCUUCAACCACGACCCCGCCCGCGAUGUCCUGACCGACCUCUUCUUCUCCCCCGCCUACAUCAACACUAUCCAGACCAGCUGCCCCUGGAUCCUGCGUUACCUCGCUGCCGCCGUCAUCACCAACCGCGGCCGUCCUCACAAGCACCACGGUGCCUACCAGAAGCAAUUGAAGGACCUGAUCCGUGUGGUUCGCCAGGAGGGUUACGAGUACACCGACCCCAUCACCGACUUCAUCAAGGCCCUCUAUGUCGACUUUGACUUUGAGGAGGCCCAGCGCAAGCUGAGCGAGGCCGAGGAGGUUCUCCGCAGCGACUUCUUCCUUGUUUCUGCCGCGGACGCUUUCGUUGAGGCUGCCCGCCACCUCAUCUCUGAGAGCUACUGCAAGAUCCACCAGCGGAUCGAUAUUAAGGAUUUGUCCACUCGUCUUGGUCUGAGCCAGGAUGAGGGUGAGAAGUGGAUCGUUAACCUUAUCCGUGAUACCCGGGUUGACGCCAAGAUCGACUACAAGGAGGGCACCGUUAUCAUGAACCACCCUCCCCAGUCGGUUUACCAGCAAGUCAUUGAGAAGACGAAGGGUGCCUUCUUCCGAACACAAGUCCUGAGCUCCGCUGUCGCGAAAUGA
Penicillium subrubescens is the source of this 1332-nucleotide messenger RNA. Its product is annotated as eukaryotic translation initiation factor 3 subunit E. The coding region runs from base 1 to 1332 and encodes 443 amino acids. The transcript is spliced from 3 exons. Gene Ontology annotation, molecular function: translation initiation factor activity. Gene Ontology annotation, cellular component: eukaryotic translation initiation factor 3 complex; nucleus; cytoplasm. Gene Ontology annotation, biological process: translational initiation. The record is from RefSeq and is a predicted model, not a curated record. NCBI's taxonomy places the organism in Eukaryota, Fungi, Ascomycota, Eurotiomycetes, Eurotiales, Aspergillaceae.